AUGGCGCCUGCGGAGGGCCGUGCGGACGCAGCGACGCACGAUGGCAGCACAAUAGUGGGUUCAGGGGCGGUUGGAGCCGUCUUGGGUGACGCCGACGCGGCCGACGUCUCAGAUUUGGACGACUCGGCUCGCCUUCGAAGGGCUUCGUCGCAGGACGUCGGAUGCUCCCUACCGGGCGCGAUGACGAAGGCGAUUCCCAAGAGAUACGCCACGGAGAGGACCCUCGCGACCGUGAGAACGACCAGCCCCGAACGGAAGCCCUCGAGCCCUUCGCAACUCGCCAGACAGUCGAGCUUCGGCCCGUCGACCCCGCCGACGCAUCACCUGAAGCAGCAGCUCUCGGUGCUGAGGGCCGAGGUCUCGGCGCACAGGCUGACGCACCAGGGGCUUCGCAAGGUGCUCAACGAGGCUACGGACCUGCCCCGGGACUCCCACGCCCCGGCCAUGGACAUCAUCCGCCGGGCGAACUCCCUGCUCGAUUACGCCGAGUCCAUGAUUGACGAGAACAAGGGCGACACGGCGGGCGCGGCGGCGUCGGGCGGGGACGCGUCUUCGAACUGGCGCGCGUCCAUACCGGCGAACGCUCGCGAGUUCCUGUCGCAGUACGAUCACCUGGGCGGCGAGGGCAUCGAGAACAACACGUUCUUUCACGCGGUGCAGAUGGCGAAGGUUGCGUACGAGUCGAAGAUUCGUCGAGAGGACACUUUCAACAAGGGGCGACCGACCCCUUCCAAGCGGAGCUCGCUCGAGCUGAUGCGGUCGAUGUCGCUGAGCCCGACGUACAGCCGCAGCCCGGAUCACCCGAUCAUCGUCGCGGUGGACUCGUGGGACGGGUUCGACGCCCUCGGCCUGGCCAAGGAUCUGAGGGGGGGCGUCGACACACACGAAGGCCCGUCGCGGGUUUUGGUAAAGACGGUCCAAGCCGUGGUGGACAGGCACGGGUUGCUCGACGCCUUCCCGCGAUUGGACGCGUCAGAGUUCAGGGAGUUCCUCAAGGACCUGGAGGAAGGGUACAAUCACCCCAACGACUACCACACGGCAACGCACGCCGCUGAUGUCGUCCAGGCGUGCGGCUACUUCCUCUCGAGCGGCUUGAGGACGCAACUCACCGACGUCCAGGCGGCGGCGUUUGUGCUCGCCGCCGCCGCGCACGACGUCGGGCACCCGGGGCUCAAUAACGCCCACCUCGUGAACACGGAAGCUCCCGAGGCUGUGCGGUGGAACGACGUGAGCGUGAACGAGAACGGGCACUAUCACAUCCUGCGUGCGUUGCUGACAAAGCGGGGUUUGCUCGACGCGAUGUUUGAGAAGCGGGAGGAGAGACUCGCGUUUCUCGCGUUGCUUCGAAGGCUGAUCCUCGCGACGGACAUGGAGAACCACACCCGGCUCGUCGCGGACUUUUUGGACAUCGUGCAGGCCGCGAACGAGGCGCGAGAGGCCCGGAGCGCCGGGGGCUCGGAAGAGCGAGGCGAGGUGUUGAGCGUCGGCGACCUUGGGGAUCCCGAGCUGGCGAUGUGUUUCGCGCUUCACUGCGCCGACGUGUCCAAUCCCGCUCGGCCGUUUGAAGUGUGCCAACGGUGGGGCGAAAACGUCGCGGAGGAGUCGUACAAGCAGGGCGAUAAGGAGCGGGGGCUGGGUAUGAGGGUUGCGGCGUUUUGCGACCGUGAGCUGUCCACGCCGGCAACCACGGCGCAGAAUCAAGCGAGUUUCAUCGACUUCGUGUGCCGCCCACUAGUGGAGGGUCUUUCCACCCUGUUACCUGAGGCGUCGGAGGAAUUACUCUGUCACCUGACAAAUAAUCGCGAGAGGUACGGUGCGAUCAUAGCGGCGGCGAAUCACAACGAUGAAUAG
Micromonas commoda is the source of this 1851-nucleotide messenger RNA. RefSeq lists its product with no specific name. Lineage: Eukaryota; Viridiplantae; Chlorophyta; Mamiellophyceae; Mamiellales; Mamiellaceae. The transcript has a single exon. Bases 1 to 1851 code for a protein of 616 amino acids. Gene Ontology annotation, molecular function: 3',5'-cyclic-nucleotide phosphodiesterase activity. The record is from RefSeq and is a predicted model, not a curated record. Gene Ontology annotation, biological process: signal transduction.